AUGCACUUCGCCCAGUGCCAGCUCCGCCUCAAAAUCACAGUGACCCUAAGUGAGACCUUGUUGCUAGGUAUGCUCGAUUACCGGAGCAUGACUGUCGCAGCAUUCUGGAACUCGACACCGCACAACUGUUGCCCCAAUGACGAAGCGAUUAUCAAGCGCAUUUUCCCUGUGCCCACGACCAAUGCGAUGUUCCUAUGA
Penicillium waksmanii is the source of this 198-nucleotide messenger RNA. RefSeq lists its product as uncharacterized. The record is from RefSeq and is a predicted model, not a curated record. The coding region runs from base 1 to 198 and encodes 65 amino acids. NCBI's taxonomy places the organism in Eukaryota, Fungi, Ascomycota, Eurotiomycetes, Eurotiales, Aspergillaceae. The transcript has a single exon.